Molecule: messenger RNA, 1609 nt
Organism: Fragaria vesca subsp. vesca
Lineage: Eukaryota; Viridiplantae; Streptophyta; Magnoliopsida; Rosales; Rosaceae
Product: glucan endo-1,3-beta-glucosidase 13-like
Exons: 3
Coding region: 153-1355 (400 amino acids)
Biological process (GO): carbohydrate metabolic process
Molecular function (GO): hydrolase activity, hydrolyzing O-glycosyl compounds
Source: RefSeq, a predicted model, not a curated record
UCUCUUUCAAUUUUCAUUUUUCUUUUUAGGCCUUUUAUCAGUCAAGUUGGUCCUUCACUGUUAAAGAGCACUCCUUUUUUUUUCACUUUGACUCACCAGUCACUACAGAAAACAGAGGUAGAGAGUGUUGUGAGAACAGAGAGGGCUUAGCAAUGUUGAAGAUGGUGUGGCUUAUCUUCUUCCAGCUUAUGUUUCUGGGUCUUUCUGGUGCAACGCAAGAAUCUGCUCAAGUCCUAACUCUCUUUGAGACAUCCCAUGAGGUGUUUCAAGGUUCAAAUCUUCCCAUAGCUGUUUCUGUGAGAGAGCUCAGUGAGGUAUCAACCAGUGUGUUAAUGGCUGAAACAUGGCUCAGAACCCAUGUUCUAGGUCACUACCCUUCCAUCCCCAUCACCACCAUUCUUGUGGGUGACACCAUUCUCUGCUCUGAACAUCACAACAAUCUGAGCUUGGUGUUACUAGCCCUCAAGAACAUCCAUCACUCUCUCACAAGGUGGGGUCUUGAGAAAGACAUCAAAGUCUCAGCUGCUUUCUCUUCUGGUUGUUUGGGCAAGAGCUCCGAGAGGUUUGUGAGGCCUAUACUAGAGUUUCUCCAGGACACCAACUCUACCUACUCUGUGAACCCACCUCCAAAGGUCUCACCUUUCUCUGAUGAAACCAUUCAGCUGGUGUCUUCUCACUCAGAAACCCUUAAAAAGCUUGGAUUUUUGGGGCUCAGAAACAUCAAUGUGAUAGUCACCAACCCAAAAGAGGCAAAACCAAGAACCAGAAAGCUCUCUUCCAUUGACCCAUUUCCAACUAGACCAAACCCACAACCCAUAACCUCAGACCCCCCACUCCACUCCUCUGUUGGCUUCUCUGUUCCUGCCAAUGUAGCCAAAAACCCUCAACCCCCACAAGCCCAGCUAGCCUCACCAGCACCAUCCCAAACAGCCUCACCUCCAAUUCCUGAAACAGCUUCACCACCAGUGGAAAUGUGGUUUCCUCAUGCCCCUGAAGUCUCUCCUGUUCAAGCCACUCCUUCCCCUUCUGCUUAUGUAAUGCCACCCUGUAGAGCCCCAGCACCUGAAUUUAGGCCUGUGCAUAAGCUGUGGUGUGUGGCCAAGCCUACCGUUCCGGCAGAGACAUUGCAGGAGGCGGUGGACUAUGCUUGUGGAGCUGGUGGUGCUGAUUGCGAGGAGAUUAUGCCAAGUGGAAACUGCUACUACCCUGAGUCUGUUGUAGCUCAUGCUUCUUAUGCUUUCAACAGCUACUGGCAGAAGAACAAGAGGAAUGGAGGCACUUGCAGCUUUGGUGGCACAGCUAUGCUGAUCAACAGUGACCCAAGUUAUGAACUCUGCCGUUUUAUUAUCACCUAAUGCAUCAAGAUCAGCAGUUGAGACUAUUUAUCUAUUCGUAUAGGAUAGGAUUGAAUUAGGGGAAAUCAGAUUCUAUGACUGGUCUGUAAUUUUGGAAGCCUCGAGUUUUGGCACUAGUUUACUAGUCUGCAUUUUGAAGAUAUUAAUCUAGUUCUAAGUAGUUAUCUCAGUGUGGUAUCUGUGCUCAAUCGACAAGUACUCUUUUGACUUGUAAUCCUUUGCGAUACUCAUCUUUGCUAUGAUUAGAGGGAUUU